Suricata suricatta (meerkat) is the source of this 851-nucleotide messenger RNA. RefSeq names its product chromobox 7 (gene CBX7). The transcript is spliced from 6 exons. Gene Ontology annotation, cellular component: PRC1 complex. The record is from RefSeq and is a predicted model, not a curated record. Lineage: Eukaryota; Metazoa; Chordata; Mammalia; Carnivora; Herpestidae. Gene Ontology annotation, biological process: negative regulation of transcription by RNA polymerase II. The coding region runs from base 33 to 785 and encodes 250 amino acids.
CCGGCCCCGGGCCCGCUCGCCCGCCGCCCCGCAUGGAGCUGUCAGCCAUCGGCGAGCAGGUGUUCGCGGUGGAGAGCAUCCGGAAGAAGCGCGUGCGGAAGGGUAAAGUCGAGUAUCUGGUGAAAUGGAAAGGAUGGCCUCCAAAGUACAGCACAUGGGAGCCAGAAGAGCACAUCCUGGACCCCCGCUUGGUCAUGGCCUAUGAGGAGAAGGAGGAGCGAGACCGAGCGUCGGGGUAUAGGAAGAGAGGUCCGAAACCCAAGCGGCUUCUGCUGCAGCGGCUGUACAGCAUGGACCUGCGGAGCUCCCACAAGGCCAAGGGCAAGGAGAAGCUCUGCUUCUCCCUGACGCGCCCACUCGGCAGCGGGAGCCCUGAGGGGGUGGUCAAGGCAGGGGCGCCCGAGCUGGUGGACAAGGGCCCCUUGGUGCCCACCCUGCCCUUCCCGCUCCGCAAGCCGCGCAAGGCCCACAAGUACCUGCGGCUCUCACGCAAGAAGUUCCCGCCCCGCGGGCCCGACCUGGAGAGUCACAGCCAUCCACGGGAGCUCUUCCUGCAGGAGCCAGCAGCCCCGGACGUCCUGCAGGCAGCCAGCGAGUGGGAGCCUGCUGAGCAGCCCCCCGAGGAGGAGGAUGCAGACCUGGCCGAGGGGCCCCCUCCGUGGACGCCCGUGCUCCCCCCGAGCGAAGUGACAGUGACCGAUAUCACCGCCAAUUCCAUCACCGUCACCUUCCGCGAGGCCCAGGCGGCUGAAGGUUUCUUCCGAGACCGCGGCGGGAAGUUCUGAGUCACCAUUUUUACUCUUCGUAAACUGUUUGCUUUGGGGCUUGGGGUGGGGACUUCCAGAGAUGGG